UGCUCCAACUGCUCCACCACGACAACCCCGCUGUGGCGCCGCGACCCCGAAGGCAAGCCAUUGUGCAAUGCCUGUGGUCUUUUCUGGAAACUGCAUGGAAUUACCCGCCCGCUGAGCCUCAAGACUAACGUUAUUAAGAAGCGCAACAGG
Molecule: messenger RNA, 150 nt
Organism: Kickxella alabastrina
Lineage: Eukaryota; Fungi; Kickxellomycota; Kickxellomycetes; Kickxellales; Kickxellaceae
Product: GATA zinc finger-domain-containing protein
Exons: 1
Biological process (GO): negative regulation of transcription by RNA polymerase II; positive regulation of transcription by RNA polymerase II
Molecular function (GO): zinc ion binding; RNA polymerase II cis-regulatory region sequence-specific DNA binding; DNA-binding transcription factor activity, RNA polymerase II-specific
Source: RefSeq, a predicted model, not a curated record